Molecule: messenger RNA, 2084 nt
Organism: Chiloscyllium plagiosum (whitespotted bambooshark)
Lineage: Eukaryota; Metazoa; Chordata; Chondrichthyes; Orectolobiformes; Hemiscylliidae
Product: perilipin-2-like
Biological process (GO): positive regulation of triglyceride storage; lipid storage
Cellular component (GO): cytosol; lipid droplet
Source: RefSeq, a predicted model, not a curated record
AAAAGAGGAGUAGACCAUAUCUAUAGGAAGUAAGGAGUUUUUGUUCAUUGUAUAUUGACUUUUGCAGCUCAUGAUGGCAUCAGUAACUGGAAAUGCUACUGAAACUACAGCAGGCCAAGAAAAUGGCAACCAACAGAAUGUUGUUGACAGAGUGACUAAUCUACCACUUGUGAGUUCUGCUUGUGACCAAGUAUCUGCUGCAUAUACAAGUACCAAGGAGAGCUAUCCUGCAGUAAAGACUAUCUGUGACCUUGCUGAGCAGGGAGUGAAGACCAUAGUCACUGUUGCUGCCAGUGGUGCUAAACCUCUUAUAGACAAGCUGGAACCUCAAAUUGCAGUAGCUAAUGAGUAUGCCUGUAAAGGUUUGGACAAGCUGGAGAAGUUGCCUAUCCUUCAUCAAGCUACAGACCAGGUUCUUCCUGAAACUAAGAAGCUGCUAACAACUAAGAUGGCUGAUGUAAAAGAAUCAGUUGUGGGAGUUGUGGACAUGACUGCAGCUGCUGUGCAAGGCAAUCUGGAAAGAACUAAAGCAGCUGUGGUUGAAGGUACAAGUGCUGUGGGUCAUCUAGUAACCACUGGCAUAGAUAUUUCUCUCUCCAAAUCGGAGCAGUUGGUUGAUCACUAUCUUCCAAUGACCAAGGAAGAACUAGCUGAAGUGGCUGUUUCAACCGAAUGUUCAGACACUUUGCCACAAGAACAGAGUUAUUAUGUGCGCUUGGGAUCUUUAUCUUCCAAAGUUCGUAGUCGUGCAUACCAGUACUCCAUUGCCAAGAUGCAGCAAGCAAAGCAGAAUGGCCAGGAGACGCUCUCUCAUCUCCACAAUCUUGUAGAUUUGAUUGAAACAGCCAACAAAAGUGCAGAAUCAGCCCAACUCAAAUUACAAGAUGUUCGAGUAAAUUUGAAUCAGCUUCUGCUUGACUGGAAGAAGCAACAGCCUAAUUUUCAAGCUGAAGACCUGUCUGAGAAAACUGAACAAGUUGAAUCUGAAACACUGGCUGUGACUCAGAAUCUCUCUUCUAAACUUCACACCAUCUGCCAGAUGUUGUCUUCAAAUGUUCAUGGUUUGCCCCAGAAUAUUGAAAAUCAGGUGCAGCAUGUCUGUAAACUGGCAGAAGACCUCUACAAUGCUCUUUCAUCAGCCACAUCAUUCCAAGAAUUGUCAACACCACUCUUGAUCCAGAGUAAAGAGCAAAUGCUGAAGAUUCGUGAAGCUAUGGAUGGGGUGAUGGAUUAUCUGGCUCACAACACCCCCUUGAAUUGGCUGGUGGGACCCUUUAUCCCACAGCUGACUAAUGAUCAGGAGCCUCUGGGAUCGAUGAAGUAAAGCAGCCUGGUACUGACCCAAAUAAAUGAGGUUUUUGGGCUAGAAUUCUCAUGUUUGCUACCACUUGAAAUCCAGCUGUAGAACAGGUUAAUUUUAAUGCUAACUUAAAUGAAUGCUUCUAUGAAAUUUCUUGAGGCAACUUUCAUUUGUCUAGUUUGAGUUCAUGAUAGCCAUCUGUUCUAGUAACAAUUGCUUGUUUUCAAUAUCAAUUAAUGGUGGUAAUUGUAAUAAAGUGGCAUAUAAAAGUCAAUACACUGACCUCCAAAUCAUUGAUUAGAGGGUUGGCUGGUUCUAGUUUAGCAUGAGUUAUUUGUUGUCAGAAUGCUCCUUUCAAAACUAAACCUUUAUUCCUUCCGAAGCAGACUGCCACUUGGUAGCUGCCUCUAUAAUGAACAGACAUGGAGCAUGUAUUUCUACAAUGUAACUAGGAGCAGGAGUGUGGGGCAUUAGCAUUUCACAAUGCUUCACUGUUCAGAAUGAGCAUGCAUGAUCUUGCCACCAUGCCAUAUUUCCCAUACACCCUAACUGCCUCAAAAAAAAAUCAAACAUUAUGCUGGUGGUUUGAUCUAGAGCCAGAGUAUAAAUAACCUAUAACAUCAGCUGUAAAACAACUUACUAACUUUUGACAUAUCAAAAUUUUAGGUUUUAGCCUUUUGACAAUGCAAAUAUUUGAAGAAUUUGUAAUGUCACUCCCACUAAGGCAUUGCAGAAUGUAAGUGUACAUUAAAAAUAAAUCUGUCCUGGCUUUGAAAAAUUGAAA